This is a messenger RNA of Amphiprion ocellaris (clown anemonefish), 3131 nucleotides long. RefSeq names its product nuclear distribution protein nudE homolog 1. Gene Ontology annotation, biological process: cell migration; microtubule nucleation; establishment of mitotic spindle orientation. Gene Ontology annotation, cellular component: centrosome; kinetochore; kinesin complex. The coding region runs from base 224 to 1261 and encodes 345 amino acids. Gene Ontology annotation, molecular function: microtubule binding. The record is from RefSeq and is a predicted model, not a curated record. The transcript is spliced from 9 exons. NCBI's taxonomy places the organism in Eukaryota, Metazoa, Chordata, Actinopteri, Pomacentridae.
UUGGUUGGCGAGUCGAGCGCCGUGCUAACGUAAUAAGAGAUUAGUUUGUGCAAGUCACAAUACGUGUUUUGCACAAAUCCGGAACAUAUCCGUCGGAAUACAUUUCCUGGCCUAUAGCAUGUUUUAAUCGUUCUCGUGUGUGUAGGAUGUGCCCUUGUGCCAGAUAAGGACAGAAUUUAAAGCUCUAAUUUGAUUCACCUCCUCGUCACCUUUUGCAGCAGACAUGGUAGAGCCAACAACACACAACUUCGCAUCCUUAAAGGAGGAGCUGGGCUUCUGGAAGGAGCAGGCAGAGAGACACCAGCAGAGGGCUGAGGAGUCUCAGGAAGAGCUGCAGGAAUUCCAGCAGAUGAGUCGAGACUAUGAAGCAGAACUGGAAGCGGAGCUGAAGCAGUGUGAGGGUCGAAAUAAAGAGCUGCUGCUAGACAACAACCGACUUCGCAUGGAACUGGAAAACAUAAAGGAAAAAUUUGAAGCCCAGCAUUCUGAUGCUUUGAGGCACAUCUCAACCCUGGAGGAAGACCUGGCACAGACCACAGCAGUUAAAGAUCACCUGCAGAAGUAUAUCAGAGAGUUAGAGCAGUCCAAUGAUGACCUGGAGAGAACCAAAAGGGCUACCAUCAUGUCUCUGGAGGACUUUGAGCAGCGGAUGAACCAGGUCAUUGAGAGGAAUGCCUUUCUUGAAAGUGAGCUGGAUGAGAAAGAGAAUCUGCUUGAGUCUGUUCAGAGGCUCAAGGACGAAGCUAGAGACCUUCGCCAGGAGCUGGCUGUGCGGCAGAAGGAGAGACGACCAUCCAGCAGUCUGGGCAAAGACACUGAUCGACCAGAUCUGCCGUGUCCAUCAGCUGGAAACCCAUCCAUCCCUGUCACACCCUCCAAACCUAUCAGCUCAUAUGCCACGCCUCCAGCAUCCAGCAUUCGACGAGGUGAUGGUCUAACAGGGACCCCCCUCACUACAUCUGCUAGAAUAUCUGCUCUCAACAUUGUGGGAGAGCUGCUAAGAAAAGUUGGGAAUUUGGAGUCAAAGUUGGCAUCCUGUCGAGACUUUGUAUAUGACACGUCUGUCCCCAGACCAGCACUUCCAGCUGGGCCUGGUAGUCCUGCAGGUUUAGAAGCAGGCAAUGAGGCCCAAGCUACCAGCUUGAGUCCUCCGCCACAGUACGACAGUUUAGUGAAGCGGUUAGAGUUUGGACCAGCUCCUCCAAGAGGGGUCUCCCAGGGGGCUCAGUCUCCACAGGGAGGUGUCAAGAUCCUGCUAUGAGAGAAUAAAAUGGUGAGCUACCUUCCCUCAACCCUCCUCACCAUCUCGGUAAACUACAGCAAUGGGACUUUGAACUGAGCUGUCUUCCCCUGUCAACAUGUGCCCUGCUGAACUGUUGGAACGAGAAAGCAGAAUGUCUCCGUCCAUCAGUGCGUGGACUUCUGCCUCUGGCUGGUAUCACACCACAUCACAGGAAGAAGCCCUGCAGCUCGGGUAAAAUCAAGGAACACAGAAACUACCACUCACAUUAUACCAUCCAUUGUAUGCUGUGGUUAGCUUCUAAAAAAACACAAAAAAAACCAGCUUGUGAUGAUGGACUGUCUGUCUACUGCUUUCUGUGAUGGAUCAAACACAGCAGGGCUUUAGAAACAUUACUGCUCCCCCAAAACUCAUUUGGUGUAGUUGCUGCACUUGCCCAAUAAUUACAACUCAAAUAAGGGCCAGUCACAUUAAUUGCAGGCACUGGAAAGUGACCCUGGUGUGGGGACCAAAAACCUGGAGCGUUCAUUGAUGAAAAGGAUCAAACAAGCAGACAUUGUAUUCAUGUCCAAGUCCGAACCAAAGCUGUGAUAAAUGGAAAAACUUACACAAAAGCACUGGGUUAGGUUUUCUCUGUUAAAAAAUAGUUACUGCUCAAUGUUUUGUUGUUCUUUGAACUUGAAAUAAUCUUGUACCGAACAAGAUAGAUUGAUAUUGUCGGCUAAGAAGAUGGCAAAAAUAGUUUUUCUUGAUGAGACCCCAGACUGAUUAAAUGCAGAGAAUAAAUUAGUUGCUGUCAUGAUUUGGUAUUUCAGCCUUCGCUGCCUUUAUUAACGCUAUUCCCUCUUCAGUUUAUGGGGCUUGCUUUGCUGUGAUUCCAUUAACAAACCUAAUAGUGAAAAUCCUGAAAUGGAUUAUCAAUCUCUUCCGGUGUCUGAACAUUUUGAAAUGAGGGAAUUCUGCUUUCCUUUGGGGUAGUUUAAACGAUCUCAUUUGGUAACUUUUUCCAAUUAAUUUUGACCCAGGUCAUGUCUAUCACCUCCUUUCUGCCAUUGCACAGACUUGUUUUUAUCAGACCAAUUAUUUUCUGUUAUGCAGGGCUUAUAAAUGUGAAGAAUAGCUAUAGGUGUUGCAGAUUUAUGAUCUAGUGUUACCAAUAACCUUUUGUUUCUAACUUUAGUUGACUGUAGACUUUAGUUGGGCACAUGUGCACUUCUGAAUGUAUAGGAAUACUUCUCGUAUGGAUCUGGGACGACAUUUCUGCCAUCAGAGUUUAUAUGGUGGUCAUAUAGUAAAAGCAAUAAUAGAGUUUAACAGGUCAAAGAUAAGCACAGUUCAUAGUAUAUUUGUGUAGGUAUAUAGAGCCUAUAUUGAAUACCCUUUAAACUGCCUCUUAGUGAGAAAAUGUGUUGAAAUGGGAAACUGAGUGAUGAACAGUUUUAAUGUGAUAUCUAUACUUAUCCUGAAAUGUUUCUGGUUAAAUCUGAUGUUGUCACUACUGCCAUCCAGCAGCUCAUUAGGCAAAUAUUACAGUUGCAUAUCUAAAUAUCACUUUUAUGCAGUAGUCAUCACUCUAUACUGCACUGUAGCCUGUGUGUAGGAAUGUAACCUGAGAACUGGAGUUCCUGCUCCUCUUUGCUAUUUAACCCUCUUUGGAUUAACAUGAGCUAACUGUAAUUGUAAUCCUUGACCACUGUGUUCUGGCUGUUUGUAUGCAGCGCCUCUUACAACUGCUUCUGUAUGUUGACUUCAAACUGUAUGUGCCUGAGGUACUUUACCCAUCUGUUAUCCUGCUGGUUUGCAGUUGGUUUUCUAUUGAGCUGAGAAUAAUGUUAUGUUGUGCUGAAUCAGUUACUGACCAAGACGGAAACAUUAAAAGGAGAAAAUCAGA